Dendroctonus ponderosae (mountain pine beetle) is the source of this 5411-nucleotide messenger RNA. Its product is annotated as GAS2-like protein pickled eggs. Gene Ontology annotation, molecular function: microtubule binding; actin filament binding; cytoskeletal adaptor activity. Gene Ontology annotation, cellular component: stress fiber; actin filament; microtubule plus-end. The coding region runs from base 451 to 2733 and encodes 760 amino acids. The record is from RefSeq and is a predicted model, not a curated record. Gene Ontology annotation, biological process: regulation of microtubule polymerization or depolymerization; actin crosslink formation; microtubule bundle formation. The transcript has 15 exons. Lineage: Eukaryota; Metazoa; Arthropoda; Insecta; Coleoptera; Curculionidae.
GCAUUACUUACUUAAAUUCAUUUGUUUCAAAGACUGGCUUGAUAUCUAGCAGUUCGGUUGUAUAGACGCCAAGAGGUUGUUUUCGCGGUUUGCUUUGACGUUCCGACGACGGCGGUACGCGACGUGAGUGUUUUGUUUCCGUUGCAAUUUUGGUUUCCGGUUUGUCCUGCCUUUUGUUGCAAUUUAGCAACUCGAUCAUUUUUCUUUAAUUCUUACCAAUUUUUUUGCAUAAUUUGUGUGGUUUAUUUGUUGUACUUUAUUUUGUGCAUGAUUUUUAAUUAGUGUAUUUUAGGGUACGUUGUAUCGUUAUUGGAAAUUAACGAUAAACAAACGAUGAUCAUCCCAUCCACUUCCGAUCCUCGAAAGAAUACGACGAAAAAGUAGUUAUCUAUUACCGGUUAUAAUAGAAUUAAUCGUAUUUGCAACGUGAUAAUUCAACAAACAGUAAACAUGAUUUCGGUUUUAUUGGAAUCGCGGCCCUUUAGGCCUUUCAAGUCCAGUGAAGAGUAUUUGUAUGCAAUGAAAGAAGAUUUGGCCGAAUGGCUUCAAACCAUGUAUCCCCAUUUGAACAUCGCUGUGGAGAACUUUAUGGAAAAGUUAGAAACUGGAGUAGCUUUGUGCGAGCAUGCGAACGCCGUCAAAGCUCAGGCAGCAGAAUACGUUGAGAAGAAGCAAGCAAGAAAAGCAGCGAUGACUAGAUCGGUAACUGGAUCAUUAGCACAAGCCCAAACUGUGAUCAAAAUUGCAGAUGUAAAAUACUUUACUACAGCAAAGCCGGGGACUUUCUUCGCAAGAGACAACGUUAGCAACUUCAUAAAGUGGUGCAGAUUUUGCUUGGAAAUUAUCGAGUGUCUCCUUUUCGAAUCGGACGACUUAAUCAUGCGAAAGAAUGAAAAACAUGUCAUCUUGUGUUUAUUGGAAGUUGCCAGAAGAGGAGCCAAGUUCGGUAUGUUGGCUCCAAUGCUAGUCCAGAUGGAACGGCAAAUUGAUCGAGAAAUCGCAGCUGAUCAGAAGAAAUUGGGAAUCAACGACGGAAAUGAGAACAGCAGUGGAUUAGAUGAUGAUGACAGCGAUAGCGAGUUUGAAGAAGAACCCCCCAUGAUGUACGGCCCUGUUCCACAAAUUGUCACCAAUGAUUUGAAGAGUUUAGACGAAAUGGUUCGUGACUUGGUCGCUCUAUGUACCUGUCCCACUCAGUUCCCGAUGAUUCGAGUAUCAGAAGGAAAAUACAGAAUAGGAGAUACGAAAGUUCUAAUUUUUGUUAGGAUUUUACGAAAACAUGUCAUGGUACGAGUAGGAGGUGGCUGGGACACUUUGGCGCAUUACCUGGACAAACAUGACCCAUGCAGAUGUAAAGGACAACAUAGACCCACACAAAGUGCCCGUUUGAUACCUGGGAGGGCACCUGAUUUACAUGGAGCUCAAGUCUUUUACGACAGAUCAGCCACAUCACCAGCAUCACUUCCACCCACAAUCAACGGCGUAUCCAAUGGUCAGCACAGUUUAGGGCCUCCAAUGAAUUCCCUAAAUCGAUCGAGAUCCCGAUCGCCAUCCCAUUUAUAUCCAGAUUCCCGAAGAUCGGUCAGUCCUAACUUUCCAAGGAAAAACUUGGUUCCACCGUCUCACAAUAGAUCUAGAAGUCCAACUCCGAACUUUACCUCCACUCAUCACACCAAACUAGCAACAAAUAAGAGUCCACAGCACGUGGUAAAGAACUCGGGCCCUCAAAGUUUACCGUUCAUUCCCACGUCCCCCAAAUCCAAACACGUUGCCAGCAUUCAAAUACCGGUAGAAAGUAAGGUGAUGAAAUCCGAAGCGGUUCUCCAAGUGAGCAGUGAAUCACACAGUAGCGAUAAUCAUAGCGACACGUCGUCUCAAAUGUCGGACGAAGGGUACAGGAGUUUGGGAAUAGUGCAAGAUAAAAACAAGAAAAGGUCUUCUGUUUAUAGUCAGAACUCUGCUGAAGAUGUUGAAGAAAACGAACAGCAACAUAUCUAUACAGAAGACGAGCUGAAUGAUUUCGGUCUACGGAAGACCAACUUUUCGCAGAGAAUCUAUGAAAACGAUUCCAAAUUGUUGAGAAGAACACCCGAACCACCAAGGUCGCAUCCUCAGUCCCCUACGACGGAGACUGAUAGUGAAAAAACCAUACUUUGUCCCCAAAAGCCUAGUGAAAAUUUAGGGCAACACUCUGUUGGUUCUAUGAGGAGUUCUCCACGUCCCGAGGAGCGUCCACAACUAAAACGGGCGAGUAGUAGUGACAAGGUUAUAACUAGUCCCAAAAGGGCUCCAGCUGUUCCACCCAUCACAACCAAAAAAGCCGAUAGUAAAACGAAUACUUGGAAUGGACGGCAGAGACCAGUUAGAAGCAGCAUCGGACCAGACACAUAUGUUUCACCUUUCCAGAGAAACGCCACUGGCAGAAGAAGCGUGUCUGCUCUAGGCGAAAGAAGAACUUCUAUGUCUGCAAAUUCUUCACCAGUAAAAAGCCGACUUAAGCAAGAACUAUUAAAUGCUGUGAAGAAAGCCGAUGAUGAUGAAUCUAUAGCAAUUCAGGUUCAAGAACUUCUUCGCAAAUAUGGUAGCCUGAGCACUUUGAACAACGAAGAGGACUACUCGCCCAAAUUUAGCCGUCAACAUACCGAAAGAAUGUCGGUUAGGAGUCCUAGAAAGGAUUCAAAACCUGAAAACAAUUUGUCCAGAAUACCGGCUCCCGUCAUGCAUAAGGCCUGAGUAAUUAUUCAUACCUGUCUUUAUUUAAUACAAAGAACAACACCAUACAUUUAGAGGUAGUUAAAGUGUUAGAAUUAAUGCUACUAGUAUUUCAAACAUUUUAAGUUCGCAUCUCUAAUCUUCACAUAUUUCAUUGGAAACACUAUUAAUGGUAACGUAAAGUACAUAAAAUGUUUGUGAUACGGACAAAUGACCUAAAAUUGUUGGUGCUAAUGUUGAAUAGUUUAGGAACACUAUGAUAUGACGAGGAACGAGAGUAUCUAUCAAUGCCAGUUUGACUGAUUUUAAUCGUGUUAAAAGUCGUCAUCAUUCCCACUUGCAUUAAAAACAAGGACUAAAGUAUACUAAUACGUAAAUGGAAUUGAAACUGCGGUUGGAAUUAUCUAAACUGACUAAUUUUCAAAUUCGAUUAACAAAACUACGCUUAUCAAGUUGUUCAAAAUUACUUGUUCCUUUUGGAGGAAACAGAACAUGAAAUUGCAGAAGCCAGUUGAUUGGUUAAAAAUUGACAAAAUAUUAAUUUCAGUUGAUGCACGUUGGGGAGUUUUUUAGAGAGAAAAGUUUAUAUCGGUUUUCAGAUCCAGAUGUAACAAUAAUAGAGUUUUUGACAAUUUUUUAAAUUUUUUUACAAAAAAAAUAUUUGUUUUCCAAUAUGUUCAAAAGAUGCCCUUUUUUCCACAACAAUUUUUUUCCUGUCAUUAUUCGAUGUUUACAUAGCAUGAUAAGAUAGUAAUACGUUUUUACCAGUAAUUAGCUUUAAUUUUGCACACUUAGUACUUAUGAUUUUAUGGGAAAUAUGUUUAUUUUCUAUAGAAUAGUAGUCCAAAUGUUUAUUUAAUGUAAGAAAUUUUUUUAUCACUAAUGUACUAACAAAUAUUUAAAUUUACAGUCCACUCUAUAAAGAGCUUUGCUAAUCAUAAUGCGGCGGCAGUUUUCCAUAUCUGACUAGCAACUUUAAGAUAUAUUAUCUUAAAAAUGCGUUUGCAGUUUGGUGCAAUAUAUUUCCUCAUUUUCAGGACACCGAAAGCCACAAUAUGGAGAAUUUAAAUUAUACAGGAUGGUACAGUUUUAAUGGUAACUAAUUUAACUAUGCAUUCGGUACGUGACGAUAAUAAGCAAGUCUAUAUAAAGUUCUGUCUUUAAACUGUUCGCUUUCUAAAUACGAGCCGUUAUUCUUUGUUUGUCUCAGGUUUUUUCAGUUAUUAAAAGAAAACAACCGAAAACCCAAUUUAAGCAGAAUUUUUAUAGAAUGGAGACAAAAACAUCGUAAAGUGCCACAUUUUAUUUAAAUCGUGAUUUUUAUUCUCUGACUCUCCAUGGUUAAAAUAUUUUACGAAAAAAUUGUUGACUUGUGUGUUUUAUUAAAAUAGUUGCAAGAACUUUGGUGCAAUAUACACAAUUUAAUAAUUGAGAAUUAAUGUGAUUUUAAAUCGUUUUGCCGAAAAUAGUAAAUCUUACGUAGAAAAGCUUUCUAUUUAAAGCAAUGUUAGUGGUUUACAAUUACAUUAAUACAUGCAAAUCAAUUGCAACCUCCUUUUUGUAAAAGUUAUCGUCAUACUUACUAAGGGCACUGUGUUUUGCUUCACGAUUAAAACUACACCACCUUGUACUUAUAAAAACAAGAUUACCAAACCUUGUUAUAACUAUAGGAGCGAGAGUCCACUAAUUACACAGUUUAUUUUCAAACUAUUUGCGUUUAGUGCCCAGAUAUUUCAAACGUUAUAAAACUGCUAAUGUUUUCACACAGCAUGUAGAAAGGUUAUAUAAAUAUUAAAAAACUAAGUCAUCGUUGUGAAUUUAGCACUUACUGCAAAAUUAGACCGGACUUCAAUAACGCUCUGUUUAUACUCUUUACAGUCCAGUAUAGGAUCAGCUUAACCACAACGUACAUACAUAACUGAAAACAACAAAACAUAACAAAAAAAUAUCAAUAUUUAAAUCCAAAUAACAAGUUGUUAAAAUAUACGAACCUAUUUUAUUCCUUAGAAUAUUUUAAAUUAGAAUUACAUCAUCUUUCUUGUGUUUUAACGAUUAUUUUAAAAAUAUCUAUAUUGCCAGCUAAUUUUACUCUUCUAUUCCUAGAGGCCUAUAUUUAUUAUAACUCCUAAUAUCAAUGUAAUAAUAAGACUAAGGCGCCUUUAAUUAUCAAAACCUAAUCAAACACUAGAUUUUUAUAGAAGAGAAAAGCUCAAAUAUUCAGAAGGAAUAGUUUUAUAGGCAUUCCAAUUUUGAUACUACAUUUUUUUAUAGAAAAUUCUAGGACGCAAAUUAUCAUGUUUUGCAUUGCAUGUAGUCAAAACUGCUAAAGAUAGAUAUAUGUUUACUUUACAUAAUAACAUCAGUUCAGACUUAUUCAUUUACUUUUUAAAUAUAAAUAUACUGACUAAAUCAGAAGUUAUGUUUUACAUUAAAAAAUGUUAGAUCAUAUGCGAAGUAUCCACUGUUUUGAAAUGUACUCAAGCUUUCAUACAAUUGCUUUAAACCCCUCAAGUAUUUACUAAAAUAUGCUUUUUUUGAUUCAAGGGUAUUGUGUUAAAAAAAAUAAAUUGUUUAUCUACUAAGUAAGUAUAUACUCUUGUGUUAUAGUUUAUUUAACAAAUAUAUGCAUAUUAUGUAUAAUGUAGCAUUUUAAUAUUUUAAUUGUUAUAUUUUUACAAUUAAACUAAUGUCCAGAAGAA